AUGUCGGUGACAAGGACUGGCAGAAUCUACAACCUAGGAGAAUCGGUGAACGAAACAGAACAAGACGUGGAGAGUGACCAAGCUGUAAUAACGAUGGCAGAGACAGGAACUGGAGUGACUGAACUUCUACAGAUGCUGCUGGAAGAUCGCCGGAGCCGUGACGAGGCAGAAACGGAAAGGGCCAGAGCAAGAGAAGAAGAGAACAGACAACGAGAGCGAGAACGAGCAGAAGAACAGGAACGUAGAGAGAGAGAAAGAGAAAGUGAACAAAGAAUGCAAAUGAUGCAAAGUCAGGUGGAGAUGAUGAGAAACUGGAUGGACCUAAAUCAGAGUCGAGAGGAGAUCAAGGCGAAACGAGCGGAAGAUCUACGACAUUUGAACCUAGCCAAACUCACGGAAAAAGAAGACAUUGAGGCAUACUUGACUACGUUUGAGCGACUGAUGACAGCCUUUGAAGUGAAAGAAGAGCACUGGGCCCAUAAGUUAGCGCCACAACUUAUGGGGAGAGCCCAGCAGGCCUUUGCUGCAAUGGAUGUAGAGAAAGCUAAGAACUAUGAGGACGUGAAAAGAGCUAUACUGCAACGCUAUGAUAUUAGCGAAGAAACGUACCGCAAACGCUUCCGAACUACGAAGAAGGCCGAAGGGGAGGCGUACCUGGAGCUCGCAACAAAACUGAGAGACCUCCUGGAGAAAUGGACAGCAGGCUGCACCACGAUGGAAGCACUCAAGGAGAAAAUUGUAGUGGAGCAACUGACCGGAGAAGAAGCGGGAAGACUGGCCGACAGCUAUGUUCAUUCCCGUCAACUUGAUCCUAAGGAGUUACCGCCACGAGAGACUCGUCGGCCCAGCAGAAGGCUAUGGCUGAUCGAAUGA
Molecule: messenger RNA, 873 nt
Organism: Halichondria panicea
Lineage: Eukaryota; Metazoa; Porifera; Demospongiae; Suberitida; Halichondriidae
Exons: 2
Coding region: 1-873 (290 amino acids)
Source: RefSeq, a predicted model, not a curated record